Molecule: messenger RNA, 507 nt
Organism: Pseudogymnoascus destructans
Lineage: Eukaryota; Fungi; Ascomycota; Leotiomycetes; Thelebolales; Thelebolaceae
Product: uracil DNA glycosylase
Exons: 1
Coding region: 1-507 (168 amino acids)
Source: RefSeq, a predicted model, not a curated record
AUGGUAAAGGCAUCUCUUGUCCUCCGCGGCGUGGAUCAUGAUGACUCGAUAAUGGCUCAGGAGAUGCCGAAUAUCGGGAUGCUCUGGGACACUGGUGCGCAGAGCACAAUCAUAUCAGAGGAUCUCGUAUCAGACGACUUUAAAAAAUACCUUGCGCAACCUGCACACGACCCCUAUCGGAACAAAGAUGCGACUAGGGUACAGAUCGAUGUCCGAAUAGCUUUAAGCAAUACAGAAAUCGAGAUAGACGCAAUUGGUUCUGUGGUACCGAAGGAGCAGAUCCCCAAUCAGACUUCCUUUGUUAUUUUCGGUCAGCGUCAGUGCAUCAAUUCGAUCCAUUAUAGCAGUGUCCCGCGUGCCAUUCUGAUGGCUAAAGGCAGAGAUAUCAGUGAGGAAGUCUGGGGAGAAAUCGUUGUUUACGAGUAUGUCAACGAUCUGGGAGACUUGAUCUCCGUUGGGGAUGUGGAGGAGACAGGAGACAGCGGGGAUGAGGGGAGGGCUAUGUGA